AUGGAGGUAGAAAGCAAACCAGAGCGCCAGAAUGUGUCCACAGAUUCCAUAAUUGAAGAGCUGAAAGCCCUAGCAAGGCACAUGUUGCACGCUACUGAGGAUGCCCGACGAAGAACACGUUGCAUUGGUGACUCAAACUCCUAUGGGGUUCUUUUAAGUGCACUUGAAUCGUCAGCACCGGGAACAAAUCGCGUAAACGGAUCGACAGCCGCUUACUAUCAUUACGAUCCUGGUAAUACGUUUUCUGUCUCGGGAGGUACUGAGUUGGGGGAAAGAAUUAGUGAUAAUGUGCCAUUUUCAUUGAAUGAUUCCGAAACGAAAAUGGAGAAGAGAAUAACUUCAAAACAGGACAUAUACUAUGCCGAAUUGGAUAAUCAAGAAACUUCUAUUUCAGAGAAGGAUGAAGAUGAGCUUAAAGACGCUGCUGAAGAUACUCACCAUUUGAGUCGGCAGAAACUCCCAUCAAUUACACGUCUGACAGCUGUUGACUAUUCUGGGUAUUCUGAAGAAAACGUUUAUGAUGGUGUAAAAACACACGUUGUAUUUAAGGCAGUUGAUCCUAUGAUAUAUAAAGAGAUAAGUGGUUGCACCUGGCUUCCCGAACCACUAUUGCUUUGUCUUGAUACGGGAGAGACAAUUGAAGAUGACAGUGAAGACGAAACAGCUGACAGUGAUGAGAUGGAAGAGGAUACUAAAUCGAAUAAGAAAAAGGUUUUUCGGGUUCCUUCUUUUCCUUUUGGUGGUGGUGUGACAGAAGCACAAGCCCAAUUACUAAGCAAAAUGUUUAGUGAGAGUAUGCGCAGUUGUGAUUUAACAACUUUGACCAGACCAAAGUAUAUUACAAAGAAUGAAUUCAUAAAUUAUGAAUAUGAAGAAUGUGCUACAACGGGAGAGUCUCGUAAUUCUUUUAUUCCGAACUCGCCUUUUGACUUUGUGGUGGAACUUGAGAGAGAUGUGGUUUUUGACGCCGUCCGGGCGCGUGAAGAGCGGCGUCGUGAGUUUCGACGUCUGGCUGAGGAACGAAAGGCCCCAGUAACUAUGGGAUCAUUUAAUCUUCGCGUGAUCAUGGAUCCUUUAAAAACAGGGUUUGAGGAAGAAAAAACAUUUCCCAUUAAGAGUGGCGCAAUUAUCGCCGAUCGCUAUCAAAUUAUAGAAUUGCUAGGAAAAGCAACAUUUAGUCGAGCAGUUCGCUGCUAUGAUUUGCAACAACCGUUUUACGAGGACUGUGAUGAGGAAGAAAAUGACCCCGAAACAGAGUGUGCCUCUGAUCAUGACUCUAAGGAGAACGAAUCUGCAGAAGGAGGAAAAAAGAAAAGAAUCACUGGUUACGCUGAGGUAUGUCUUAAAAUUAUCAAUAACUCGAAAGAUUUUUUUGAUCAGUCACUGGAUGAAAUUCGUCUGUUGACACUUAUCAACAAAUAUAAAGAUCCUGAUAAGGCCCAUGUGGUGCGUCUUAUUGACUGUUUCUAUUAUAAAGAACACACAAUGUUGGUAACGGAGUUACUCUCAGACAACCUGUAUGAAUAUUCUAAAUACAACCGCGAAGAAGAGGAUACAUUUUACUUUACUAUUCCGCGUCUUCGUCGUAUCGCUCGCCAGAUUGCUGAGGCACUCGCUUAUGUGCAUAGCCUAAAUCUUAUUCAUGCCGAUUUGAAGCCAGAGAAUAUAUUGUUUGUCUCACAUCGCCGUUGCGUGGUAAAGGUGAUUGAUUUUGGCAGUAGUUGUUUUUUGAGUGAUCACCUCAGCUCUUAUAUACAGAGUCGCAGCUAUCGUGCUCCUGAGGUAAUUUUUGGUUGUGAUUACGAUGGACGCAUCGACGUGUGGUCUCUUGGUGCAAUUUUGGUUGAACUCGUUACAGGUGAGGUUCUAUUUACGUCUGAGACAGUUCCAGAGAUGCUUGCUCGUAUUGUUUAUGUUUGUGGACAACCCUUUCCACGAAGAAUGCUGUGGGAGGGUCGACAUACAUCCAAGUUUAUAAAUAAGUUUGGUUGUAUCUAUGAACAAGGGAGUAAAGAUGGGGAUGAUUCGGCAGAAGAUUCUUCAUAUUAUUAUUUAUAUACUCCAGUCUUUCAAUCAAAGGACUCUCAGGAUGUGAAUGAACAAACAAUGCAUAAAAAGAAGAGUGACACUCCUGAUUUGGGAGGAACUGAGGAAACACUCCUCCAUGAAGGUCCUUAUAGUGUGCUUCGACAUAAAAUUGCAGCUCAUAAUAUUACGGAUGAAUCUUUUCUGUCGUUUGUAGAGGCGUGUUUGACGCUUGAUCACAAGAAGCGGCCGAGGAGCAAGGAACUUUUGUAUCAUCCUUUUCUUACUCAGUCCGAUUGA
This is a messenger RNA of Trypanosoma rangeli, 2325 nucleotides long. RefSeq names its product putative protein kinase. The coding region runs from base 1 to 2325 and encodes 774 amino acids. Gene Ontology annotation, cellular component: cytoplasm. Gene Ontology annotation, molecular function: ATP binding; protein tyrosine kinase activity; protein serine/threonine kinase activity. The record is from RefSeq and is a predicted model, not a curated record. Gene Ontology annotation, biological process: peptidyl-threonine phosphorylation; peptidyl-serine phosphorylation. NCBI's taxonomy places the organism in Eukaryota, Euglenozoa, Kinetoplastea, Trypanosomatida, Trypanosomatidae. The transcript has a single exon.